AUGGAGACUUUCACGACCUCAAUCACUGAUUCUAUACAUCAGAUAGUAGAAAUCUGGCCUCCUCUCAGAAUCGACUGGUCAAACCGGACUGCUGCAGUGAAGCGUUUACGGGAACAAACCUCGAUAGCAGAAGAACUGGACGAGCUAGACCCUGCGGUCGAAGAAAAAUACAUCAAAGUGCCCAUGCGAGAUGGAUACGAAAACCCUCUGCGAAUCUUCAAGUCGAAAGGUUCUUCAACGCCGGGACCGUUGGUCGUGCUCUACCAUGGAGGAGGCUGCAUCAUGGGCUCGCCAACAAUGAUGGCGGAAACAGCUCGCUGGCUCGUCAAACAUUUCCAAGCACUGGUGGUGACCCCAGCAUACCGCUUGGCUCCAGAACACCCUUUCCCCGCCGCCAUCAACGACGCCUGGGACAACUUUGUCUGGAUAACGCAAAACUACAACAUCCACCCCGCCCUCCAACACUCCGCCGAUCCUGUCCAAGGCUUCAUCAUCGGCGGUGUCUCCGCGGGAGGAAACAUGUCCACCAUAAUAGCCCACCAGGCUCGCGAUCAGAACCUUCUCCCAAGAAUCACAGGCAUCUAUUCCGCCUGCGGAUCCGCCCGACAUCGAGGUGACGACCUCUCCAACCUCCCGGGGCUCUACCGCGACCGCUUCCUCUCCCGCUCCCAGCCGGAAUGCAUCUACAACCCCAUCCUCUCAAAGGAAAUGUCAGACCUCAUGACAGCCUGCUACCAAGCCGAUACCUCCUCCGAGCUCUUCUGCCCUUUGCUCUGGCCCUCCGAGCAAGGCCAUCGCAAUCUCCCGAGGAUGUAUCAGCAAGUCUGUGGCAGGGAUCCGAAUCGAGAUGAACAGUUGAUUUUGGACGAUCUGUUGAAGAAGGCAGGGAUAGAGACGAGAUUAGAUGUGUAUAAGGGUCUACCGCAUUGCUUUUGGAUUGCGUUGAGACAUUUGCCUGAGUCGACGAGGUGGGAGAGGGAGACUGUGGAGGGUUUCACGUGGUUGUUGCAGAGGUGA
Lecanosticta acicola is the source of this 1017-nucleotide messenger RNA. NCBI's taxonomy places the organism in Eukaryota, Fungi, Ascomycota, Dothideomycetes, Mycosphaerellales, Mycosphaerellaceae. The record is from the annotation of a GenBank genome assembly.